AUGCCCACAAGACUCUACAUCAUCGCCAUUGGCGGUCCGACAUGUUCAGGUACGCACAAACCCAACCUAUGCACCCUUCCCUGCUCGCUUUCUGCAUCCUAACCCCUUCCGAUUCCCCUCGUUCUCAUAGGCAAAACAACCCUCGCCAAACACCUCGCCCAAAUCUUGCCCAAUUCGACCAGUCUCUUCCAAGAUGAUUUUGCCCCACCCGCUGAGAAGGUACCGAUACACCCCGUGCAUGGGGUGCAGGACUGGGAUGAUCCGGACGGGGCGUACGUCUCCUUCGGCGCGGAUUUAGAGAACUGGGGGAUGGGAAAGGUGCUGAUGAACUCGGGGUGGUUGAAACGUGCAGUAUCGAAUGGGAUCGACAAAGGGAAACGUUGCAAUACAUCCGGGCCCAUGACGGUGCUUUCCCCGAGGCGCAUUAUUCGCACGAUUCGUUCAACGUCCAAAUUCCCGUACCGAUAGACGAAGCAACGCGAGCAAGAUGGAUCGACAAGUUCGCUGCAUUACAGAAGGAAAUCGGGGGCGGGAAGGGGGAUGACGUGGUCAAGUACAUCAUCGCGGAUGGGUUCUUGAUGCUCGUGGAUGAGCAAUCGGUCAGGCAGUUUGAUGUGAGGAUUUUCGUGAGGGAGGGGUAUCAGACGCUCAAGAAGAGGAGGGAGGAGAGGAAUGGUUACGUGAGUCGUGGGGCAGGAUGGAAGGGUUGGAAUUGAGUACGUGGUUUGGGUAUAUGGGUGCUGAUGUUGCUAUCUCUUGGCUUUAAACAGCAUACUGCAGGUGAGCAUCGAAAACCCCCCUUUGGCCGCCUGCUUGCUCCCAGCCGGUCCGACGAUGAUGAUUCGCGUGUACUUGUCGUUGAUGCUUUGGGUUGCUGACGUUCAGUUGAAUCCGAACCAGAGGGAGCACUAUGGACAGUGAGUUUGCUUGAUCGCUGCUUGAUCGUUGGAGAAUCCCGAUUGCUAACGCCGAGCUACAUUCUCUUACGGUAGGAUCCACCAGGGUACUGGGUCCGUCUGAUCAAACCACAUCUUAUCCGGUACCUUGAGACUGAUGUGUACAAUUCCUGAAUGCACAGGAUCAAAUCGUAUGGCCCGCCUACGAGAAAGCGCACAAGAAACUCUUCACGAAUGGCGACAUCAACAAAGGGACCAUAGACCCUAAUAUCAUCUCGGGUGUGGAUCUCUUGGAAGCGAGUGAACUUUCGAUGACGCAGUUGGUGGACCAGAGUUGUGAGGCGAUAUAUGGGAUGGUCAAAGAGGGGAGAACGGCGAAGGAUUGGGAGAGGCCUUAG
Molecule: messenger RNA, 1294 nt
Organism: Microbotryum saponariae
Lineage: Eukaryota; Fungi; Basidiomycota; Microbotryomycetes; Microbotryales; Microbotryaceae
Source: the annotation of a GenBank genome assembly